AUGUUGGCUGGUUUCAACCGUGUUCGGCCCGACUAUGUGGUAAAAUGGAAUAAUUGGAUUCCUAAGAAGGUUGGCAUGGUAGCAUGGCGUGCUUUAAAGGAACGGUUGCCGACUAGAGUAGCACUCCAAAGGAGAGGCGUCACGGUGCAGAAUUUGGACUGCAUCUUAUGCAGCGAUUUUUGUGAAACUAGCGAUUAUCUGUUCGUUUCGUGUGUGCAAAACGAUUUAAUGUUUGCCGGGAAAACAAAAUCCAUUGCGAAUGUCGUGGAGGAGAUUAAGGCGAAAAGCUUCGUAUGGGUUAAGUACCGUUCGAAGGAGGUGAACAUGUCAUGGGAUCAAUGGAGAAUUUUUGAUGUUUUUUGA
Helianthus annuus (common sunflower) is the source of this 363-nucleotide messenger RNA. RefSeq lists its product as uncharacterized. The record is from RefSeq and is a predicted model, not a curated record. The coding region runs from base 1 to 363 and encodes 120 amino acids. The transcript is spliced from 2 exons. NCBI's taxonomy places the organism in Eukaryota, Viridiplantae, Streptophyta, Magnoliopsida, Asterales, Asteraceae.